Messenger RNA from Phaeodactylum tricornutum CCAP 1055/1, 774 nucleotides. RefSeq lists its product with no specific name. Bases 1 to 774 code for a protein of 257 amino acids. The record is from RefSeq and is a predicted model, not a curated record. The transcript has a single exon. Lineage: Eukaryota; Bacillariophyta; Bacillariophyceae; Surirellales; Neidiaceae.
AUGGCUGGGUUUCCUCGCAGUGGAUCCCAUACAUUGGCAUACGCCUUGGAGAGUCUCGGAUUCCGAACCUGCCAUGGACAAGAAAUCGGGCGAAACGUUUUGGGAACACACGGAGCUCUAGCAAGUGCCCUACAGGACAAUGACAUCGACGCGAUUCUGAGAGAAACCAGCACUCUGCGAUGCAACGCAACGCUCGAACUGCACGCAAUAUUUUGGCAAGAGCUUGCUGACGCAAGUCCAGAUACAAAAUUUAUUGUCCUUUUGCGAGAUUUUGAUUCCUGGUUUGACAGUGUAGUUGCAUUUUUGAACGGGAUGGCUCCUUUGUAUAGAUAUCCGCUAAGAUUUGUCCCUUUUUUCAGUCGAAAUUUUGAUAUGGCGACCGGUUUGGCGCGAUACCGGGACGGCAUGACUUACGAAGGUGCAGUUCAUUAUUUGCAGAAUCCUGCAACGGAAUAUCAUACAAAUCUACUCCGAGCUUCGCAUAGCCAAUUCCAUGAGCUGAUCCUCGAGCGUAUUGCCAAGGAACCCGAACGCUUUUUGGCGUUGAGCUUGACUGAUGGCUUUCCACCAUUGUGUGAUUUUCUGCAGAUUGCCUGGGAAGACUGCCCAAAAGUGGAUUUUCCGCGACUAGGUGAUCGGACCGCUGUCCGUACUGUUGGCCGAUUCCUUCGAAUAUUGGAGAUAAGUUUGUACGUCCUUCCUAUUUUGCUACUGUACAGCGCAUGGAAGAUGAUGAAACGUGCCAAAACUUUUGGAAAAGUGAAAAUAGGCUGA